UUGCUCAAACUUAUUUACAGUUAUUUUCUUCGUAUAACUUUGUGUCUAAACAAUUUAAUUCCAUAAAACUAAUUUUUCCAUCGAAAAUGCUAUGGUUUUAGAAUUCUGAUUGUUUCACUGGUUCAAUUUUAUGUUGAACAGGUAGAAAUCGGGAUAGAGUAAACACUAAAAAUAAUUUCUAAGUUGAAGCCUCACCACUAAAAAUCACACAUUAUCUUAGUUUUUGACAACAAUUUCUAGAUGCCACGUUUCCUUUAGGUUUUAUAGAACUCAAUGUUUUGAUGUCGUGGAUAGACAGUGUGGGGUUUAUUGUAAUCUCAAAAAUCUCCACGUGUUUAUUAAAUGUCUUAUCAUUACCCAAUUUUGAUAUCAGCAUCAUCGAAGUAAUGUUUUCAGUUAAUUUUAAUUAGGAAAAAAUUCCCAAAUAUGUUCAAAGCUAUUUUUGAACGUAUCGCCAACUUUUAUUCUCCUGAUAAUAAUAAAAUUUUUGAAGAUUUUUCAGCUCCUUUAAAUUGGCGAUAAACAAGCAGUGUCAUUAUUUUGUUGCACGAGUAGAUGCAAAGAACUAUUUGGAGUAAAAACAUCACCUUCAGCUGUACCAAAACGUAUUUGGAAAAAAUGUACGGAAUAUAGAAAAUUAGAAAAUAAAGGGACAGCGUUCAGAUCCUGGAGAUGUUCGACUCGUCAAUGAUGCACGUCAGCAAUAUUACUAUUAGACAGGGAUUGACAAUUUCUUUGAGACGCAUACAUAUAAAAUUAUACAACCAUCUAUUUUUUGAUGAGAUAAAUACACCUAGGAUUCCAUUUAGGAUACUUAUACUUGUUACUCGAUAUAAAAAGUUUUAAUAUGUUCACAUUUACAAUGUAGAUUGCUGUUGUAAAGACAAAAGAAUACUUGAAAGUUUACCAAAUAUUGAGGGACUUCUGUCAUAUCGUGUGGAUAGUGAAAACAUUUAUUUCAGAAGGAGAAAGAAGAGGAACGAAAUUGCUGAAGGAAAACAGAUUAAAGCAUUGAAGAAUAAACAAACGCAAACAAAGGAAACGCUGUGAAAAAUCCAGCAAGGUGGCACAUUUCAUGUAUCUUGUUGAUAAUGGUCGGAGUUUACAACUGAAAUGCAUUUACUUAAACGCCAUCUUUCAGAGUGUAAUGAAGUUGCUAAGAAAAAACAGAUUAAAGCAUUGAAGAGUGAACUAACGCAAGUCAAGGAAACGAUGCGAAUAAUGCAGAAAGAGAACAAAAUAUAUACAUCAUGUAAAGACACUAAUAUGAAAACAGGGUCAAAGAAACAUGGUAGUUACAAAAUCAAAAUUGCUGAGAGUGGUUUUGCCAAUGUGUAUUGUCACAUGACAUCGUUACCCGGAUGCUCAGAAGGUGGAUGGACAUUAGUCAUGAAAAUAUAUGGUCUUAAGGUUAGGCUUGAUCUUAAAAAACGUAAUGAUGCAUGAUAACCAUAUAAAAGGCUAUAAUGUCUUGUUAUUUUGGUAAAAAAAUGCAUCUUUGUAAUAUCAUAAAAAAUUGACUGAAGCCUGAAGGUAAGUAAUAGCUAGAUAUAAAAUAUUGUGUCCAACGUUUAUGCUGCUAAGAACAUAUGACAAAUCAUCUAAUACAUUUUGCAAAACACUUUCCAUUAUUCAUCCAAUUAUUGGAGCAACAAAGACGU
Xenia sp. Carnegie-2017 is the source of this 1661-nucleotide messenger RNA. RefSeq lists its product as uncharacterized. Bases 1114 to 1446 code for a protein of 110 amino acids. The record is from RefSeq and is a predicted model, not a curated record. Lineage: Eukaryota; Metazoa; Cnidaria; Anthozoa; Malacalcyonacea; Xeniidae. The transcript has 6 exons.